CAUUCCAGUGCUCACCUCCUUUCUAUCAAUGUUUCUACCGUCCAAACACCAGGGGAGGGAAAAUGUAUCACACUCGCACGAUUGGUCUGUUGUGAAAGAUUGAAGGAUCACUCACCACUAAGUGUGCUCGAGCUCCUUUGUGUUACGUUGUAGUUUUUCACUCGGGUUUGCGAUUUUCCAUUUGAGGGUUUGUCUGGGACAACAUGGCCGCCGCAGCAGGUCGCUACUACAACGAGGGUGGCAGAGCAACGAAAAGACAGAAAACCGAAGACGGGAUGACGACGGAGGGCUAUGAUGACCCCCAUAAAACGCUCCCUUCCCCGGUGGUCCACAUCAGGGGCCUUGUUGAUGGCAUCAUGGAAGCAGAUCUAGUGGAAGCCCUGCAGGAGUUCGGGACCAUCAGUUAUGUGGUCAUGAUGCCCAAGAAGCGCCAGGCCCUGGUGGAGUACGAGGACUUGAAUGGAUCCUGCAAUGCUGUGACUUACGCAGCUGAGAACCAGGUCUACAUCGCUGGGCACCCCUCCUUCAUCAACUACUCCACCAGCCAGAAGAUCUCCCGGCCCGGAGACCCAGACGACUCACGCAGCGUCAAUAACGUGCUUCUGCUCACCAUCAUGAACCCUAUCUACCCCAUAACCUCGGAUGUGCUGUAUACCGUCUGUAACAACUGUGGGCCUGUGCAAAGGAUCGUCAUCUUCAGGAAGAAUGGAGUUCAGGCCAUGGUGGAAUUUGACUCUGUGCAAAGUGCCCAGAGGGCGAAAGCCUCUCUAAAUGGGGCAGACAUCUACUCUGGCUGCUGCACACUGAAGAUUGAGUACGCCAAGCCAACCCGCCUCAAUGUGUUCAAGAACGACCAGGACACCUGGGACUACACAAACCCCAACCUGAGUGGCCAAGAUGCUGACGCUGAAGGCAAUUGGAACAAUUCACAAGAUCCCAAUGCCAACCCCAACAAGCGUGUGAGACAGCCAGCUCUACUAGGAGACCAUCCUCCAGAGUAUGCCGGCCCAACCGGUGGUUAUCACGGCUACCAUGAUGAAAGCGGCUACGGACCUCCUCCACACUACGAGGGUGGUCGCCGCAUGGGGCCUCUGAUGGGAGGGCGUGGCCGCGGACGUGGUGGCAGUUACGGGGGACCUGGGUAUGGACAUGGCCCACCUCCCCCUGGUGACUACAGCGCCCACGCUGACUCCCCCGUUGUCAUGGUGUACGGCCUGGAGCCCGCAAAGAUCAACGCCGACAGGGUCUUCAACGUCUUCUGUCUCUACGGCAAUGUGGAGCGGGUGAAGUUCAUGAAGAGUAAGCCGGGGGCAGCCAUGGUGGAGAUGGGCGACUGCUACGCUGUGGACCGCGCCAUCAGCCACCUUAACAACAACUUCCUGUUUGAACAGAAGCUCAACGUCUGUGUGUCCAAGCAGCAGGCCAUCAUGCCUGGUCAGUCCUACGAGCUGGAGGAUGGCUCCAGCAGCUUCAAGGACUUCCAUGGCUCCCGCAACAACCGCUUCACCUCCCCGGAGCAGGCGGCCAAGAACCGCAUUCAGCACCCAAGCAACGUCCUGCACUUCUUCAACGGGCAGCCCGACAUCUCCGUGGAGGUCUUCAACGGGGUCUGUGAGGAACUUGGUGUGAAGAACCCAUCUAACAUCAAACUCUUCACUGGAAAGAGUGGCGCGACAGGUGAGCGGAGCUCAUCCGGGCUGCUGGAGUGGGAAUCUAUAAACGACGCCAUGGAGGCUCUGGCCAUGAUGAACCACUACCAGAUGAAGAACCCCAGUAAGUACUCAGACUGCGAUAACAACACCACAGCUAAUGAUACCAACGGUGGUCCGUACCCCUACACACUGAAGCUGUGUUUCUCAACCGCACAGCAUGCCAACUAGGACAAACCCUGACCCACCCUGUUACCCCCCCCCCCCACUUAACUCUUAGCUCUGUGUCCAUGCAUAGUGUAUAUUGCAGUCACGUCUUCACUCCAAGUCCCCUCUAUGACCCAAUGAAUCGUAAACAAAAUGUAUGAGAUUGACCAGCGUUUUCCUUUAACUUAAGUGAUAAUAUUGAGGGCAAGAUUUUUUACCAGAGUGUGUAUUGUUUGAUUUUUAUUUUAAAACAUUUGAAUUUGUUCAGUACAUUAGACCUCAGAACAAAGAACCUUUUCCUAUUCUGAAACAAAUUAAAAUUCCAUGUUAACACUGCCUCUUUUUUUAAUAAAGUGAAUGGUGAACUAUA
Messenger RNA from Salmo salar (Atlantic salmon), 2226 nucleotides. The record is from RefSeq and is a predicted model, not a curated record. NCBI's taxonomy places the organism in Eukaryota, Metazoa, Chordata, Actinopteri, Salmoniformes, Salmonidae.